UGAAAGCCUUAAGGCAAGAAGGCCUUUAUGCUAACCUUAAGAAAUGUGUAUUCUGCACUGAUCAAUUGGUAUUUUUAGGCUUUGUUGUGAGUUCACAGGGACUGAAGGUUGAUGAAGAGAAGAUCAAGGCGAUACAAGACUGGCCGACUCCAACCACGAUCGGACAUAUCCGCAGCUUCCAUGGACUGGCCAGUUUCUAUCGACGAUUUGUGAAGGACUUCAGUACCAUUGCCGCCCCAAUGACCUCCGUGAUCAAGAAAAUGUAACCUUUGCUUGGGGCCCUGCCCAAGAGGAGUCUUUCAACAGGCUUAAAUAUAGCUUGACACAUGCACCGGUUCUAACUCUUCCUAACUUUGAUAAACUUUUGAGAUUGAGUGUGAUGCUUCAGGGACAGGAAUAGGAGCCGUGCUGACCCAAGGAGGACGGCCAGUGGCCUUUUCAGUGAGAAAUUGAGUGGAGCCGCCCUCAAUUACCCCACCUAUGAUAAAGAGCUAUAUGCUCUAGUAAGGUCGCUUGAAACUUGGCAACAUUAUCUUUUGUCUAAAGAGUUUAUUAUUCAUACAGAUCAUGAGACUCUUAAGCAUUUGAGGGGCCAGACCACACUUAGAAGAGGCAUGCUAGGUGGCUGGAGUUCGUGGAAACCUUUCCUUAUGUGAUCAAGUACAAGAAGGGAAAGGACAACAUAGUGGCCGACGCCCUAUCCGGCGCCACACACUCAUUACCACCAUGGAGGCUAAGAUCAUGGGUUUUGAGCAACUCAAAAUAUCUUAUGAAACUGACCCUGAUUUUUCUGAGCUUUACAGUAACACGGCUAAGGGAGCCAUGGGUCCAUUUUAUCAGCAGGACGGAUUCCUCUUCAAGGAGAAACGCCUGUGUAUCCCUCAUGGUUCCAUGCGAGAUUUACUGACCAGAGAAGCUCAUGGGGGUGGAUUGAUGGGGCAUUUCGGUCGGGACAAAACUCUGAGUGUCCUGUCCGACCACUUCUAUUGGCCCCGGAUGAGGCGCUACGUCGAGAGCCUUUGCUCCAAGUGCACUGUCUGUCUCAAAACCAAAUCCAGGUCGCAUCCUUAUGGUUUACACAUGCCUUUACCUAUUCCUAUUGCACCGUGGGUCGAUCUGUCUAUGGACUUUGUGCUGGGCUUGCCCAAGAUAGAACACAAGGAUUCUAUUUUUGUUGUAGUGGACAGGUUCUCCAAGAUGGCACACUUCAUUCCGUGUUCCAAAACAAUGACGCAAGCCAAACCGCUGAUCUCUUCUUCAAGGAAGUGGUGCGUUUACAUGGAGUGCCUCGUACCAUCGUGUCCGACCGAGACACAAAAUUUCUCAGCCACUUCUGGAGGACAUUGUGGAAAAAGCUUGGAACCAAGCUCCUUUUCUCGACCACUUGCCAUCCACAGACUGAUGGACAGACCGAGAUCGUGUACGGCUUUAGACCAGAGACGCCCAUGGACCUAGCCGCAUUGCCCCCAGCCAUGCAAGUCAGCCAGAGUGGUGACAAAAAGGCUGAGUUUGUAAAGAACAUGCACCGGCAAGUCAAGGAGACUUUGGAGAAGAAGGCUGAAAGGAACCGGAUUAAGCUCAACAAGGGGCGCACAGAAGUUAUCUUCCAGCCAGGCGACUGGGUGUGGCUCCACAUGAGGCCAGAACGGUUUCCGGAAGAGAGGAAGAGCAAAUUAUCCCCACGGGGAGAUGGACCAUUCCGAGUGCUCGAUCGGAUCAAUGACAAUGCCUACCGGCUAGAACUGCCAGGUGAGUUUCAAGUUUCCCGAACGUUCAAUGUAUCUGAUUUGUCUCCUUAUAUUGCAGAUGAUGGAGAUGUUCUGAGGACAGAACCUGUUCAAGAGGGAGGGGAUGUUGUAGUACCCACGACUGAGGUUCCCAUUAUCCGCAAAGGCCCUACCACAAGGUCCGGUUCAAGAGUUAUAAGAGCUGGAUUUGCCAAAGCUGUCCAGGAGUUGCUUGCACAGGAACAAACCGGGUUCAAGCAACUAUUGAUCCAGGAGUUGUCUGACUUGAAGCUGGAAGACACCGGUGAACCACUAGAGGUUCCAGACCCUGUCCAUUCGAGCCAGUUCUCCUCCAUCGGCCAGAAUGAAGCCGGCCUGACCAUUUCCACCUUCAUACUCAAUCCAUCCAACCAACUUGCUUCCGGUUCAGAGAUAUAGCCGACCAUCAGAAGGAGUAGUAUGUGUUGUACUCUUUUUCCUUAUCGAGGUUUUGUCCCACUGGGUUUUCCCGAAAGGUUUUAAUGAGGCAACAAGCAAGCAUACUAUGAGUUCUGAUCCGGACAUCUCAAACCGCGACCGGUCUAUUGUUUUCUUUAUUUUAUUUCGGUUAAGACUUUGGCCAUUUGUCUAGGCCUUUUUAAUCUUUAAGUCCAGUAAGGAACAUCUAUUUAAACCCUUGUAGCUGCCAACUUUUCGGCUAAGUCUUUUAUGAAAAAUCGUUUUUGCUUUA
Messenger RNA from Brassica napus (rape), 2457 nucleotides. RefSeq lists its product as uncharacterized. Lineage: Eukaryota; Viridiplantae; Streptophyta; Magnoliopsida; Brassicales; Brassicaceae. The transcript has 2 exons. Bases 1446 to 2165 code for a protein of 239 amino acids. The record is from RefSeq and is a predicted model, not a curated record.